AUGCUACAUAGUGCUCAAUAUCCACACAACGAGCAUGUUACAUACACCGAAUCAAUUUGGGCUGUUGAAUCCUGGAAGGCUAAGCACUCUAGGCUGUUCGUUCUUUAUCUUGGUGUACCAAUCGCUGAAGAUGUAAACUUUGCUGAAAAAUUAAUUCAUUAUUAUUGUCGUACAAUUGCCGAUGUUUAUGAUGAAUCGCUGGAGUUGUAUUCUUUGCAUGCACACUUGCAUUUACCGUCUCAGGUACGACUACACGGAGGUUUGUCUACAUCUUCAGCUUUCACGUUUGAAUCCUGUAUCAAAUAUUUGAAAAGUAAGGUGCAUGGCACCAAACACUUGGUGUCUCAAAUAGCGUACUGGUAUGAUGUUGAAACUAUGAUUAAAAUUACGCAAAUUGAAAUAGCAGUACCGUGUGGUAUUAAUAAAAUUAAUAUUCAGAAUGAACAAAUGAAUGAUUAUCGUCACACGUUAAUGAAUAUUAUUCGUACUCAUGGACAAGAUGUAGACAAUAUUAGUUUUUAUAAACGUUACAAACAAUUGUUCAUCACAUUUCAUACAGUACUUUAUGAUCAACGAUAUAAAUGUCGAAGCUACAUCAUAUCAUAUGUUACUAAUAGAGAUGUUAAAGAUACUCUUAGUUAUGGAAAUAUAAUUGUAUUUUAUCAAUACAUGAAUCAAUUUUAUGCAUUUAUACAGAAGUAUUAUUUAUCAAGAAAAAAGCUUUCUCAUUCUAUCGAAUUACCUGUAGAAGUGUGCAAUAAAUUGGACGAAAUGUACUCAUUACUUGCAUUAUCAAACGAUUAUGAUAUUAUUCCAAUAUUGACGUUUCAUCAUAAAUUUACAAUCAAAGAUCGAAAUAAAAGUUAUGUUGGCUGUUGUCUCUGUGAAGGAUCAUUAACAGAAAUUGAAGCAGCAGCUGAUCGUUUAGAUAAAGAAAUGAAUACUGAUUUAGAAUCAGACUGUGAAAUAGUUAUGAAUUUUGAUAAAUCGAAUGCAUCACAAGAGUUAUCUCAAUAUUCAAUGGUAACAACGCCAAGUAAUCCAACAGGUUCAACAAUGCGAUCGUUACUUAUGACAUCUUUUGAUAACGGUUCUUCUGCUUAUCAAACACUGAAUGAUAUUCAACGUAUAACAAAAGACAAAAAUUAUGGAGAAGGCCUAGAGAUAUCAACAUCAGAAGAAGACAUUGAUGAAGAGGAAGAUGAGAGCGACGAUGGCAAUAAUUCAUCAGAAGAAAGAGUAGCAAUAUCAACUUCAACAGCAUCAACAAAAGGAUAA
Rotaria socialis is the source of this 1278-nucleotide messenger RNA. The record is from the annotation of a GenBank genome assembly. Lineage: Eukaryota; Metazoa; Rotifera; Eurotatoria; Philodinida; Philodinidae.